AUGGCUCCUUUUGAUACUCAGCCUAUCAAGUCACUCCCAGCACCCAGGGAUGGGAAUAUCGUCGUCCGCAGUUACCAGUCUGGGUCCAUGGAUCGUCAUACCAUCAUCGAUGUCAUUAUUAUAACCGUGAUAUUCAUUGCACUCCUUCUAUCACUCUCUGCCUUAGCAUGCUUCCGACCUACAUCGUUGAACUCGCUUCGCGCAGUCCCAGUUCGUGGCACUUCUGUGCCCAUCCUCAACACAGCCACGCCAAUGCGUUCGACUGCAACCGCUGGACGCAGCAUUCACUACUCCAGGCAUAUAUUGAUGAUGUCAUUCAUAUUACACAACUGGUGGGCACGUACAUUUCACGAUGGCAUUCCCCGGUCUGUAAAUACUGCGCACCACGAACCAACUCUAUUUCGUGCUUCCCCCCGUGCCUCAUCGGCAGUCAUAGGCACGGAGUUUUAUUCUCGCUCACCGAGCUUCACCACUUUUGCACCCACUUCUCAAUCGGAGGCACCCAGCAUCGUCAACACUUUCGUUGACAGUGGAGACGUGGAGCUUCAUGUGCUUGAUGGCAGUAAAUCCCUGAACACACCCUCAUUAGCAGCAGCCGACGACGCAGACAUUGCUGAUAACCGAGUUGUCAUGCUGUCUGAUACAGAGUUCAUCGUCCCCAUAGACGCGAAGCCUGAGGCACCUGAUCCAUCUUGA
Molecule: messenger RNA, 696 nt
Organism: Suillus fuscotomentosus
Lineage: Eukaryota; Fungi; Basidiomycota; Agaricomycetes; Boletales; Suillaceae
Exons: 2
Coding region: 1-696 (231 amino acids)
Source: RefSeq, a predicted model, not a curated record